Colletotrichum orchidophilum is the source of this 270-nucleotide messenger RNA. RefSeq lists its product as uncharacterized. The record is from RefSeq and is a predicted model, not a curated record. NCBI's taxonomy places the organism in Eukaryota, Fungi, Ascomycota, Sordariomycetes, Glomerellales, Glomerellaceae. The transcript is spliced from 3 exons. Bases 1 to 270 code for a protein of 89 amino acids.
AUGCCACCCUCGUCCACUGGCGCUGUGUAUAAUUACAGCCACAAAGUCUCCAACGGAGCACCAACAGGCCCGACCCCUGUUCCGGUCGCGCCGGCAGAGCGACCCGCAAUUCCCGUAUCUUCGGACUUGGCAUACUCAAUCAACCGAUACGUCGACACUCCGGCGCCCUCGGACCGCCAUAUUCGGGCCCCGCUUUUCACUCGCCCGUUGCCGUCGCCGUCGCCGGAAGAAGCAGCGCUUGCUGGAAGCGUCAAGGCAUGUCACAAGUAG